This is a messenger RNA of Chinchilla lanigera (long-tailed chinchilla), 2253 nucleotides long. RefSeq names its product lysophospholipase I (gene Lypla1). The record is from RefSeq and is a predicted model, not a curated record. Lineage: Eukaryota; Metazoa; Chordata; Mammalia; Rodentia; Chinchillidae. Gene Ontology annotation, cellular component: cytoplasm. Gene Ontology annotation, biological process: protein depalmitoylation. Gene Ontology annotation, molecular function: carboxylic ester hydrolase activity; palmitoyl-(protein) hydrolase activity.
GUCAUUUUCCUGCACGGGUUGGGAGACAACGGGCAUGGAUGGGCAGAAGCCUUUGCAGGUAUCAGAAGUUCACAUAUCAAAUAUAUCUGCCCACACGCGCCUGUUAUGCCUGUAACAUUAAAUAUGAACAUGGUUAUGCCUUCUUGGUUUGAUAUCAUUGGGCUUUCGCCGGAUUCCCAGGAGGAUGAACCUGGAAUUAAACGCGCGGCAGAGAACGUAAAAGCUUUAAUAGAUCAAGAGGUGAAGAACGGCAUUCCUUCUAACAGAAUUAUUUUGGGAGGAUUUUCUCAGGGAGGAGCUCUGUCUUUAUACACUGCGCUGACCACGCAGCAGAAACUGGCGGGUGUCACCGCGCUUAGUUGCUGGCUUCCACUCCGGGCUUCAUUCCCACAGGGUCCUGUCAGUGGUGUUAACAAAGAUAUUUCUAUUCUUCAGUGCCAUGGGGAUUGUGACCCUUUAGUUCCCCUAAUGUUUGGCUCUGUUACUGUUGAGAAACUGAAAUCAUUGGUAAAUCCAGCCAAUGUGACGUUCAAAAUCUAUGAAGGCAUGAUGCAUAGCUCAUGUCAGCAGGAAAUGAUGGAUGUCAAGCAAUUCAUUGAUAAACUCCUACCUCCGAUCGACUGACGUCAUUAAGGGGCCUUGUGUAGAAGAACACCAGCAACAUCGUAGUAGAGGAUACACUUUUCCCAAGCCCAGUCCUAAAACUUCUAAUGUUUGCAGUGUUAAAAUGUUUUGCAAAUACACAUCAAUGAUAUAUAAUAAAUAACGUUUCCUUGUGGGAAAUUUAUGAUCUUUUAAGUUUCUAUACAUGUAUUUGUAUAAUGUGAUCCAGAAUAUAUUAGUAUUAAAACAGGUGAGGCAGCUAGGUUCUUUCUCUCAAAUGUAAUUCAGCAAAAUAAUAAAAUAGUACAACCAGAUUUUUUUUAUUACAUCACUUGAAAAUUACCAGUACACUAUUGAAAAUUUGUUCAGGUAAAAUGAACAGGUUAGGUAUAAAUGAUUUAGGCAUGCUGUGACUUAGUCUAUGGAUUUAUUCCAGAGUUGCUUAGUCACCAUGCAGUGUCUGUAUUUUUCUAUAUGUGUUCAUUAUGCAGAAUGAUUGUAAUACGUAAGAAUUAGAUGUUACUUCAUUAUUCUUGAUAACAGGGAUGAUGCUUUUGUCAGUAAAGAGUAACACUGCUCCCUUCAUUUAAUGGCCCCUUUGUUUGAGGGACCAGGUUUUUCUUUUCCUUGAUGUUGUUUGUAUUUAAUAUUUUCUCAAGGAAAAAAAUGUUUUCUUUCAUGAGUAUUCUUCAUAGCAGACCGAAUAUAUUGCCUCCCUGCUGUCGACAUCUACCGUCUAUACAUGCUGUAAUUUGACAAUGUCAAUUACAGACAUAAGAUAUUUAAAAUGUAUACACACUUUAAAAGAAACCAAACAUUAUUUAAACUUCUUACCUUAUAUAUUUCAAAUCAUUAUACUUUAGUUCAAAUUUAGACUUAGAGUCUGCAAUUCUGAUAAUAAAAGGUUAUUAUUUUUAUGUAAGCAGUUGAAUGAAUAAUUAGAUCAUAUUGACAUGUACAGAAAUAUUUAAGACAGAUCUUAAAUUUCUAAAAUUAUUGGUUUGUCACAUUUAAGUUUCCUUUCUCUGUACAUAUUUUUGAAACCAACUACUGUAGAAAAUGACAAAACUGCUUUAUUGUUAUCUGCCAGUGGUCUUUCUUGAAACUUUCACUUCAAAUUAUUUUUAAAAAUUAGUCUUUUGUGCAGACAUAAAAAUGGCAGUCAUUUGAUUUUAAAUAGUCAAAAUUUCCAGAUUAAUAGUCAAAAAUUUGAGAACAAUUUUAUGGAUAAUAACAGUUAAUCAGAACCCUAUAAAUAUGGUAUAGUUACCAUGUAAUGUAAAAUGUAGCAAAAAUGUAUGCUUCAUAUUUUUGAACUGUAUUAAUUUUUCUGCUGUAUUUCAACUUACCAAAACAAUGUUAAGAGUGCAUCUUUAUGGUGCUAAUUAAUCAUGAAAGUAAUCUAGUAAUGGACUACAUGGGAUGUUUAUAAUGAAGCCAUAUGUUUAUUUCUAGAUUUAAAAAUUUUAAACAAUCAUUUACUAAGUUAUUCUGCUUUACCUUGCAGAACUGUAGACUUAGUUCAGUUAUACAAAUCAGUAAGAUCUUAUUUAUAGCAAGAACUAUUCCGUUGAAAUAUUGUGCUAUAAUGUGGGACAGUGUAAAUGUUUUUCAUGAUUUCUAUCAAUGUGAAAUAAAAUUUAAUUCUGA